Messenger RNA from Ilex paraguariensis (yerba mate), 2481 nucleotides. Lineage: Eukaryota; Viridiplantae; Streptophyta; Magnoliopsida; Aquifoliales; Aquifoliaceae. The record is from the annotation of a GenBank genome assembly.
AAAUUAGUUAACUUGGAUACUUUACAUUUUUCAUUGCAGGAUUCUCUCUUCCAAUCAGCUUAGUGGAGAUUUGCCAAUAGAACUGGCCAGGCUUGAAAAGUUGACAGAUUUUAGGAUAAAUGACAACUUCUUUAGUGGAACAAUACCAGAUUUUAUACAGAACUGGAAGCAGAUGGGAAGACUAGAAAUGCAUGGGAGUGGACUAAAAGGACCCAUUCCAUUGUCCAUUUCUUCUUUGCAAGGACUGAUUGAGUUGAGGAUUAGUGACAUUAACAAUACCAAUCAGCCUUUUCCUAUGCUGGAUAACAUGGCAGGCCUGACACGAUUAGUUUUGAGGAAUUGUAAUAUCUCUGGAGUGAUCCCACCAUACGUCUGGAGCUUCAAUAAAUUGCGAGUGCUGGAUCUCAGUUUUAACAAAUUGACCGGACAACUUCCUGCUACCAUCAGUACAAAUAGUUUGAAAUUUAUCUUUCUAAGUGGCAACCUGUUCAGUGGUAACGUGCCCAACUCAAUGUUGAAGAAAGAAACUAAUGUUGAUCUUUCCUACAAUAAUCUCACAUGGCAAAGCCCAGAGGACCCUGCUUGUCAAGGAGGUCAAAACUUAAACUUGUAUCGGAGCUUUUCAAUGGAAAGCAACAACAGCGGAAUCCUUCCAUGCAUAAAAAAGGACCAAUGUCCCCAAUAUGGGCAUUCUCUAUAUAUUAACUGUGGUGGAGAGGAUUAUGAUCACAUUGAUGCAGAUGGAAGAAACAUUAAGUAUCUAGGAGAUUCAACAGUUUUGGGUGGUGCUGCAACGUUAUUUUUACGUGACAAAGCUAAUUGGGGAUUGAGUAGCACUGGAGACUUCAUGGACGACAAUGAUUUCCAAAACAUACGUUAUACCACAACUUUGCCAUCAUUGAGCAUCUCAGUGUUGUACACUACUGCACGCCUUUCUCCACUCUCGCUUACUUAUUAUCACCGUUGUUUAGAAAAUGGGAAUUAUAGUGUGACACUUCACUUUGCGGAGAUCCAAUUUAGAGAUUACCAAACAUACAGCAGCCUUGGACGGCGCAUUUUUGAUAUAUAUAUCCAGGAUAAUUUGGAAGAGAAGGAUUUCAAUAUUGAAAAUAAAGCCAAUGGCGUUCUUAAGGAAUUCAAAAAAAAAUAUAAUGCCAGCGUCACAAACAAUAUGCUAGAGAUACGCUUCAGCUGGGCUAGCAAAGGAACAACUCGAAUUCCUCGAAGAGGAGUAUAUGGCCCCCUUAUAUCAGCCAUAUCUGUAGAUCCUAACUUCAAACCUCGUUCAGAAGGUGGAAAGAAAAGGACUGCACCUAUUGUCAUUGGUGUUCUAGCAUCAUGUUUCAUCGUCUUGGCUUUACUGGCAUUAUUUGUCCUUCGGUGGAGAGGCUAUUUAUUUUGGAGCACGAAAACUGGGAGAGAAAAAGGUUAGGGCUUUAAACCUUCAUGUAUCACCGCUCCAGAUAAAAGUACCAUAAGUUCUCAUCCACUGUGUGAUGAUGAUGUCUUUCUCAAUUGGUUUCACAAAUAGAGGUUAAGGCACAAGUGUGUGGCUGGUUGUUACUCAAAUUGAGAUUGAUUGAGAUGUCUCAUAAUGCAGGAUCUAAAUGCUGCCUCCAAUUAUCUUUGUGUUUCGGAGCACUAAUUUUUCGAUUUAUUUGGAGUUUUCGUCUUCUUCUCUCUCUCCCUUCCCACAUAUAUAUAAGGGUAUAUGUUACCACACAUAUACAUAUACUGUUGGGGAUACUUGUGGAGAAUGUGAAAUUUAUGGGUUUCAGUUGUUUCUUGUGGACCUUAGUUCAGUGAAUUUAAUGUUAUUCUGAUGCUUUCCACAAGCACAGCUAAGUAUCUAUUGCUCUGUCUUUGAACGUUGCACCUUUUGCUUAUAAACUUAGAAAUGAAAUUUCUAGUAGUUCUUUACCUUGGAAGAGGGUAUACCAACUGAUUUUGUGUUAAGUUUCAUAACAAGUCUGAGAUUUGAAGGAGCAUACAUGCUACAGAUUUGUGAUAGACCACUGGUUAACAAAAUACACCAAGAUCAUGACUCGUGAAAGCCAUCUUCCCCUCCAAUGGGUAGAAAAAUAAAUACUCAAUUAGCAAUGUGUAUAUACUUCACCAGUUAGUAUGUAGGGAAACUUUUGUCUAUACAUCUGACUUACUAAAAUUUUCCAUAAAUGUCAUUGCCUAAUGUUUGUAUUGUUAACGGGAGAUCUAAGGGUAGUGAACUGGGUGCAAGCUAGAAUGUGGCUCGUUGCACCAAGUGUUUACCCAAUGAAUAAUAAGCCUGGGAGAUUAUUUAUUUUGAUGUUAAGGUAGUAAUUGCUAGAAAUGUACAAAUCUUAAGACUCUCAUCUCUUUCUUGGGGUAGAUCUUCAAGGAGUAGAGCUCCAAACAGGUUCUUUUACCUUACGACAGAUUAAAGCUGCUACAAAUAAUUUUGAUUCUGCAAAUAAGAUUGGAGAGGGUGGAUUUGGACCUGUU